GUAGCUUUAUGAUUAUGACAUAGAUGUUCUGAAGUUUAUUUUAUUUUAUCAUUAAACUGUAAAUUUGUUCAAGGAAUGUGUUUCAUCUUUUUUGAAAUUUCCACCUGUAGCAGGAUGAUGAGUCCAGUCAACUCAGAGGAAUUAAACAAAAGGUGCGAUCUUGUCGGACUCGAGAACUUGGAUUAAACUCAGACCGAAGAAGUUAUAGGAGGGAGAGGAGCACUGAUCGAACAGUUAAUGACUCGGCUGGUGAGAGGAAAAACCGCGAGAUGCGAGCGCUUCCUCUGACCAUGAUCAUGGGAACUAUGCGCUCCUCGCCGUGUGCGUAAGCUGCUGUGGAGGAUCCACACAUUAUGAGACGCCAUGGCAUGGUGUGACCGAGGAGUUCAGACUUUGCUGGCCAUCGUGGGGGCCUUUGCCGCCUUCAGUCUCAUGACCAUCGCCAUCGGCACCGACUACUGGCUUUACUCCCGGGCGUACAUCUGCAACACCACUAAUGCCACCACGGAUGAGACCCAGAUGCAAACCAAGAAAGUCAAAGGCGACCUGACGCACUCUGGACUGUGGAGGAUCUGUUGUAUCGAAGGUAUCAACAAAGGAAGCUGUUUUCGGAUCAAUCAUUUUCCAGAAGAUAACGACUAUGAUACAGACAGCUCAGAGUACAUCUUACGUAUAGUGCGUGCAUCGAGCCUAUUUCCCAUUCUCAGCACCAUUCUGCUCAUGUUGGGUGGCCUGUGUAUCGGUGUUGGACGCAUCUACAGCCACAAGAACAACAUCCUGCUCAGUGCUGGCAUCCUGUUUGUGGCUGCAGGCCUGAGCAACAUCAUCGGCAUCAUCGUCUACAUCUCCAGUAAUGCUGGAGAUCCCAGUGACAAGAAAGACGAAGACAAGAAGAACCAGUACAACUACGGGUGGUCCUUUUACUUCGGGGCCCUCUCCUUCAUCGUGGCAGAAUCAGUGGGUGUUCUUGCAGUCAAUAUCUAUAUCGAGAAAAAUAAAGAGACACGAUUCCGAGCCCAGCGUGAUUUCAUCAAAACCACCUCCUCUUCUUCGCCAUACUCUCGCAUUCCAAGUUACCGCUACAGACGAAGGCGCUCACGCUCCAGUUCGAGGUCGUCUGACCCAUCCCGUGAGCCCUCCCCAGUGGGGAUGAAGAUCAGUGGAGGAAAUUGCAGAGGAGGAGGAGGGUUGGGGAUGGGUUUGCCGAUGGGGGAUAUAUCUCUGUACGCCCUCAGUAGAGACCCUCUGAAGGGUGGAAGUGGGACUGCAGGGCCCUACAGCCCAGAGAGAGACUCUGGGUUUUUACAAGUUCACAACUGCUUCCAGAAAGAUCUGAAAGAUGGAGUGAACAGGAGGACCACGCCAGUAUGAGACCAGGAGUUUAUUUCUGUGUGAAACAAUAAGCUUGAUGGAACAUAUUAGAUAUUGUGCAGUUGAUGACAAAGGAUAAAUCCUCCCUGGGGCUGUUCAGGCAGCAGCGAUGUUGAAAGGUCAGAGCUGAAAAUUGUUUUCCUUGCGUCCUUCUGUGACAGAAAAAGUGCCCAUCUGUAUUUCAAUUAGAGGAAGAGGAAAAGUGAUAUCAAAACACCUUUUUAUGAUAUGACUCAGUGUCUUCUUUAAAAAGUGGAUGCAGACUGACUGCAGAUUUUGUAGCAAUAUUUCAAGACUUCAUCUUUAAAAUGUGAUACCUACUAUGUGUGUGUUUAUUCUACUCUUACAGAAAGGCUGAGAAAUGUUGUAAUUGUUCCGGUUUAAAUUUUUUUAAAGGACAGUCAAAAGAAUUAUUCUUUUAUAGACUUCAUGCUCAAUAUA
Larimichthys crocea (large yellow croaker) is the source of this 1812-nucleotide messenger RNA. Its product is annotated as voltage-dependent calcium channel gamma-4 subunit. Lineage: Eukaryota; Metazoa; Chordata; Actinopteri; Sciaenidae. Gene Ontology annotation, molecular function: channel regulator activity; voltage-gated calcium channel activity. Gene Ontology annotation, cellular component: postsynaptic density membrane; voltage-gated calcium channel complex; AMPA glutamate receptor complex. Bases 364 to 1371 code for a protein of 335 amino acids. The transcript is spliced from 4 exons. Gene Ontology annotation, biological process: postsynaptic neurotransmitter receptor diffusion trapping; positive regulation of synaptic transmission, glutamatergic; regulation of AMPA receptor activity. The record is from RefSeq and is a predicted model, not a curated record.